Messenger RNA from Symbiodinium necroappetens, 996 nucleotides. The record is from the annotation of a GenBank genome assembly. NCBI's taxonomy places the organism in Eukaryota, Dinophyceae, Suessiales, Symbiodiniaceae.
AUGAAAUCUAAAGCCGUCACUCUCGCUGCACGCCCGGUAGGCAUGCCGAAAAAAAGCGAUUUCGCCAUUAUCGAAACGGACGUCGGUGAGCCUGGCGAUGGAGAGAUCCAGGUGCAGAACCUGUGUAUGUCUGUUGACCCGUACAUGCGCGGCCGCAUGGUCGAUCGUAAGUCUUACGUCCCACCUUUCCAGAUCGGCGAAGUACUCACCGGUGGGUGUAUCGGACGCGUGCUUAAGUCCAAUCACCCGGACUUCGCUGAAGGUGACCAUGUAUCCAGCCAUCACGGCUGGCGUGAAGCUUAUACCAGCGGUGUUGAAGGUAUUGAAAAGCUGGGCGCUCUGGUAACAGACCCGUCAGCUUACCUCGGCGCCAUUGGUAUGCCGGGCAUGACUGCUUAUGUGGGGCUGCUUGAAGUAGGCGCGCUGAAAGAUGGUGAAACGGUAUUUGUAUCCGGUGCUGCAGGGGCUGUAGGCAGCAUCGUCGGCCAGAUUGCCAAACUGAAAGGGUGCCGGGUGCUGGGCAGCGCCGGAGACCAGGAGAAAGUAGACCUGUUGACCGGCGAGUUAGGUUUCGAUUACGCCUUCAAUUACAAGGACGGCAAUAUCCUGAACCAUCUUCGUGAAGGUGCACCUGACGGUCUCGAUGUCUACUUUGAUAAUGUAGGUGGAGAUCACCUGCAAGCUGCCAUCACCCACAUGCGGCCUUUUGGCAGAAUUCCAUUGUGUGGUGCAAUUUCUGUCUAUAACGACUUUGAGCCUGCGCCUGGCCCCAAUAACCUGACCAUGGCUAUUGGCCUGGGGCUUACGUUGCGCGGUUUUAUUGUCAGCCACUUUAACCACCUGGCAGGCGACUUCCGCCGCGACAUGGAACAGUGGGUCACCUCGGGUCAGAUCAAGUAUAAAGAAACCAUCUACGAGGGAAUUGAUAACGCACCGGAUGCGUUUAUUGGUCUGUUUACCGGCGCCAAUGUUGGCAAAAUGGUCGUCAACUUCUAA